This is a messenger RNA of Syzygium oleosum, 1471 nucleotides long. RefSeq names its product probable complex I intermediate-associated protein 30. NCBI's taxonomy places the organism in Eukaryota, Viridiplantae, Streptophyta, Magnoliopsida, Myrtales, Myrtaceae. The transcript is spliced from 8 exons. Gene Ontology annotation, cellular component: mitochondrion. Gene Ontology annotation, biological process: mitochondrial respiratory chain complex I assembly; mitochondrial electron transport, NADH to ubiquinone. Bases 484 to 1161 code for a protein of 225 amino acids. The record is from RefSeq and is a predicted model, not a curated record.
GAUACCGAAGAACAGAUAGGGGUUAGAGAUGAGCGCCGCCGGGGAUUCGCCUCCGACGGCCGAGGGGGUCGCCGGCUACGGGACGGCGAGAGGCGACCGGCGGCGGAGGCACGCUUGAUCGUGGAUUGGGUGAGGAGCAUCCGGUGGGAAGGAAUGACGGCCGAUAUCUAGUGACGACGAGCCAUGUGAAGUCGUAAGCUUACGUCGUCGUUUCAGGGUGCAAACUGAUUGACAUACACGUGUGUCUCCGAGCCGCUCCCAGUCGCAGAGAGUGUAUAACCUCGCCGCCGAGCUUCCACCCAGUUCCCACAGCGAUCGGCCGGCGGCGGCGGCUGCUCCGAUACCCGCGACUGCGAAGCGCUGAGCCGCCUCAUCACUCCGAUCGACCGGCUUCCCUCUCCCUCUCUCUCUCUCUGCGUGCUUCUUCGAUCAGUUCGAAGUCAUUUUCUUCCUAUACGGACAAAAUUUUGGGGAAGAGCGAAAAUGUCUAGGUUGCGAGCGCUGUGGCAGGCCUCUCUAAACGCCACGAAGAGAGCUCUCACAUGGAAUGUUGAUGACUUGAUACCUCCAAGCGAGAAAAGCAUAUUUAAUUUCAACUCAAAGGAAGAGUUGAAAAGGUGGCAUCUCUACUCAGAUUCUGAAUAUGGGGGGCUAUCGUCUGCCUCUUUGGAGAUCAAUAAUGUUGGGAAUGGACUAAAGGGAAUUUUUUCUGGCCACCUCUCACUGGAUGUUGCGGAGGAUUCAAAAUGGAAUAUCAGAAGGGGUGGCUUUUGUGGAAUGCGGUCCAAGAAGUUUGAUGGCUUCAUCGAUUUGGAUGCAUAUGAUUCCAUAGCUCUAAAGCUUAAAGGAGAUGGUAGAUGCUACAUAUCCACUAUCUACACGGAGAAUUGGGUGAACUCACCUGGACAGCAUGAAGAUAAUUCAUGGCAGGCUUUUGUCUUUGUGCCGAAAGACAAUUGGUAUAUUGCAAAGAUUCCUCUUGCCCGAUAUUUGCCAACUUGGAGAGGGAAUGUCAUAGACGCAGAGUUGGAAAUGAAUCCAUCUCGAAUCCUUGGCAUGUCACUGUCUGUUAAUGCGGAAGGUGGAGUCCCCGGCGCGAAAUCUGGGCCCGGUGAUUUCAGAGUCGAACUCGAAUGGAUCAAGGCGCUGAGGACAGAGUGAGCAUCUGUACAUUACGUUGGCGGGAAUUAAGUCCAUUUUCCUAAAGUUUCGAUCGAGCUUGAUGGUGCGGUUUUCUAAUCUUUGCUAGCAAUUCAAAAUUUUGUUCCUUUUCAAUCGUGUGUUCUUGAGAAGCUUUGGAUAUGGCGAAAAGGCUCAGUUCUUUCUUUCUGCACCAGCACACCAUGUUUUCAUGUACGUUGAGUACGUUGGAGGAGUGUCAAAGAGCCUCUUCCAAGUCCCAACGGUGCACAACACAGAUAUUUCCUAGAUGCUUUUUGCUUGUUAGUUAUAAAAGAUUUAUGUUACUAUA